This is a messenger RNA of Wallemia mellicola CBS 633.66, 2045 nucleotides long. RefSeq lists its product as hypothetical. Gene Ontology annotation, biological process: lipid homeostasis. Bases 24 to 647 code for a protein of 207 amino acids. Gene Ontology annotation, cellular component: membrane. NCBI's taxonomy places the organism in Eukaryota, Fungi, Basidiomycota, Wallemiomycetes, Wallemiales, Wallemiaceae. The transcript has 2 exons. The record is from RefSeq and is a predicted model, not a curated record.
GACCAAUUACAUUCACGUAAUUAAUGUCUUCACGGGUUGUCGACAGAAUACAGAAGUAUUCCGGUAUUGCAUUCGGUGGUUUUGUAGUUCUUCAUUUAUGCGCACCCCAUGCAGGUGCUCUGUUAGGCCCAAACGUCGUAGAUGAUGUAGUAAUGAUAGGUCGCACGCUUUAUCACCAACCUUACAUAGAGUACGCAUGUAUUGGAGGUUCAUUAUCUGUCCACAUCAUUUCUAGUAUUUACAAACGUAUGAAAAGGGGAACAAGCAAACGCGUUAGUGCGCAAAACAAAACUGGAUGGGUGCUCAUACCCCUCUUAUUUGGACAUACACUCAUACAUCGCGUCAUACCCGCUAUGGAUGUGAAACCGAUACGGUCAUUGUCACCUUCUGAGCUAUCCUACGCUCAUUAUGUAGGCCAUGCUCUCACAACGCGUCCUUUAUUCAGCAUCAUCGGAUACACUUCACUUACUGCUUUAGUUAUAUACCACGGAUUGGUUGGCUUGAUGGUCAAACGCAAGAAGGUCAAACAUGCAGUAACUGUCAAUAUCGCAGUCAUAGGAAUAGGUUUGGCACGUAUUGCUAACGGCUACACACCCGACUUCAUGACAGGUCGUUAUGAAGCAGUAUAUAAUCAGUUACGAAUAUAAUUAUCUAUGUUUUACAAUCAGAAGACAAGCGUGAUAUUUUUACAGAGGAACUUUAAAUAGGUGGGGCGCUAAACCGAUCUAGUACGUCAAGUGCAUCACGAACUGCACCCAUUUCGACGAGCAAUCUGCGGCGUUUACUGUUACUGACGAGCUGUUCUUGAGGAACGAGCUGAGGUAACUGCAAGGACGUGCUAUUACGUCUAGCCUGUCCAGAUGGUCUUUGAAGCGAUGAUGGUUGUGGAUUUGACUCCUGUUGUUGCAGCCUUGCGAGAUCGACUUUGACUUCGGCUUCUGGAGGAACAUUCUCGAGAACCUUUUCAACCUGCUGAUGCAAUUCUGCACCAGUGCAACUCGUCCUACUAGCCACGAGGUCUGCGAGCAAGGCGAGAUCAGCCAAUCCGAUAUUUGGAUGAGAUUUAAGCCUGCGCCAGGCAUCUGAAGCCGGUAUGCUUUGACCAUUCUCAUCAACUUCCAUUCCAGCGCCCGGUGGUGUAUGUGUUGGACAUCCCUGACAUUUCUGGGAUGGGCUACCCUCAGUACAGACGCUCCCUUGGAGUGCCUCAAAGAAGGCUCGUCCAGGCUUGUCAUCCCGACAUGCCAGACUGUCAUCUUGCUGACAGGCCAUACAGUUAUCGGGGUCGCCACUGCAUUCCGUCUGAACUUGGAAAAGCUUCUUGCCGGAUGUGCGCUUCUUCCUGAGUGGCUGUGCAGGUUGAUAUGCUGGAGGAUUGUCCAAUAUACUUGCGGCCGGCGGCGCGCUCUCUUGGGUAGUCACUUGCCGACAAACACAAGGCGUCUCUUCAGAACAGAAACCACAGCUGAAAAAGCGAUCAAGCUCAUCAUCAACCUUGAGUUGGUCAACUUGGAGUAUAUUCUGCAGUUUUAUUGGUGAUGGUGCGAUUUCUGGCUGUGGAAUCUCAUUUGGAGAUUCGUACAUAUCCCGAUAUUUACGCUUUAUAGCCCGCUGGGUCGCGCUCGUGUCGUGUGAACUACCACUGGCUAUACUGCUACCAUCUUCAUAACGCUGUAGGCGUUUCUUAAGUACAACAUUCUCAUCCUUAAGCGCGUCAUUCUCCUGCUUAAGUUUCUGUGAUACUUGCUGAAGAGCCACGUUACGUUCUAUCGCGUUAGCCUCAUAGGCUGCUAAACGUUGUUCUAACUCCUGGACGUAUUCCUGCUUGCGCUCUCGGAAGGCUCUCUGUGCGACCCUAUUCUGACUCUUGCGCUGAUGUUUAUGUUAGAAAGCGUCUAGAUCAUAACUUAAACGCUCACAUUCGGUGGAUCCUGCUCUAUCGGUUUUCUACCCGGUUUAGGCCGGGCAGGAAUCUCCCAAUUCUUGGAUGGCUGGACAUAUAUCUUUCCUGAUAAAAAUGUUAAUAGGAGUAUGUAGAAUGACAU